Molecule: messenger RNA, 1743 nt
Organism: Bipolaris sorokiniana ND90Pr
Lineage: Eukaryota; Fungi; Ascomycota; Dothideomycetes; Pleosporales; Pleosporaceae
Exons: 8
Coding region: 1-1743 (580 amino acids)
Biological process (GO): transmembrane transport
Molecular function (GO): ATP transmembrane transporter activity; calcium ion binding
Source: RefSeq, a predicted model, not a curated record
AUGGACACACAAAGCGCAAGCGUUACCGACGCCAGGGUGGACAAACUAUGGUCGACGCUCGACACGCGCAAGCAGGGCCACCUCGACCUUGCCGGUCUCAAAAAGGGCCUGCGAAAGCUGGAUCACCCCUUAAAAAAUGCGGACCAGCUCUUGGAUGAUGUGAUGGAGGCUGUCGAUACAGACGGAAACGGAAGGAUCUCAUACAACGAGUUUCGCACAUUUGUGCACGAGACCGAAAAAGAACUCCGCCACUUAUUCCAAACUAUCGACUACAACCACGAUGGAAAGUUGUCAAAGGAGGAGCUGCGCUCUGCAUUGAGGACUGCUGGUCUCACGGUCCCCAAUCGCAGCCUUGACACCUUCUUCUCUGAAGUAGACACAAAUAACGACGGGGUUAUCAGUUUCGAGGAAUGGCGGGACUUUCUUCUUUUUAUACCCGUCAGUGAGCCGUCGUUGGGCGCCGUCAUGUCCUAUUUCUCCGCCACGAUGAAAGUUAAUCCAGAGGGCGAUGUCCUCAUAAGUGAUGACACAAUCCAAGGCUUAGGUACUGCACAGCGUUUUCUUCGUUUUCUAUUUGGUUCCCUUUUUCUUGUAGCGCAUACACCGCCCUACAAACCCCUUCCACCAGAACAUCAUGCGCCGCUCGAUGUGGAAUCACCUUUGAGUUCGGCGCUUGCCCUCCCAGACACCCUCCCGCCACGAUCUAAUGACGAGAAGACCAAGUCUUCUGUCCAAGAGAUACAGGCAGGCAUCAUAGAGAGCUUAGGAACCAUGCUGAUUGCUUGUGUUCCCAAUCCAGGCUAUUUCGUGGCGGGAGGCAUCGCAGGCAUUGUUUCUCGUACCUCUACUGCUCCCCUCGAUCGUUUAAAAGUCUACCUCAUAGCGCAGACCAGUGUGGCGGAAGAAGCUGUCGUCGCAGCGAAACAUGGCAACGUUGUCAAGGCUGCCAUGAACGCUUGGAGACCACUUGCGACCGCCACCAAGGAGCUAUGGCAGGCUGGCGGCAUGCGUAGUUUGUACGCUGGCAAUGGCUUGAACGUGGUCAAGGUGAUGCCAGAAUCAGCCAUUAAAUUCGGCUCUUACGAGGCUGCGAAACGCAUCUUUGCUAAGAUUGAAGGACAUAAUGACCCGGCAAUCAUACACUCGUGGUCAAAGUUUGUCGCAGGAGGUCUUGCUGGGAUGGUCUCACAAUUCGCCGUCUAUCCCAUUGAUACAUUGAAAUUCCGUAUGCAAUGCGAGACUGUCUCUGGCGGUCUACAUGGCAAUCGCCUGAUCUGGGCCACAGCAAAGAAGAUGUGGACCUCUGGCGGCAUUGCCGCAUAUUACCGCGGGUUACCCAUGGGCAUUUUUGGCAUCUUUCCGUAUGCAGCACUUGACUUGGGUACAUUUGAGUACCUCAAACGCUACGUGGCCCGGCGCAAUGCUAAGAGGCUCGGAUGCCAUGAACAAGACGCGGAACCCGGCGGCUUCAUGACGGCAGCUAUUGGUGGGUUCUCUGGUGCGUUUGGAGCCAGUGCCGUUUAUCCGCUCAACUUCCUCCGAACACGACUACAGAGCCAAGGCACUGUGCUGCAUCCCAGGACGUAUACUGGUAUCAUGGAUGUGACGAGGCAGACGAUUGCUGGUGAGGGUGUGAGGGGACUGUUCAAAGGCCUCACACCGAACCUGCUCAAGGUUGUUCCUGCUGUUUCAAUCACGUACGUUGUAUAUGACAAGUCGAAAAAGGCCAUUGGCCUACCAUGA